AUGGCAAGAAGACGAACGCCAAUUGGCCUGUUUCCUCACCUCUUGGCGGCCACACUUACCCUCACAGUUGCUACAGCUACUGUUCAGCAGACAGAAACCCUCAAUGACACAACAUAUGACUACAUCAUUAUUGGUGGAGGUGUCUCGGGUUUGGUGGUCGCCAACAGACUGACAGAGGACCCCCAAACCACCGUCCUGAUCCUCGAGCGCGGCUCCUUCUCUAACAAACCCGAAGCCUUUGUCCCCUGGUAUGCCAACCUAGUUGACGAGUCCAUGCUCUGGAGUCCCCAAUCAGCCCCCGUUCCCGGUCUCAACAAUAACACCUUCCGCGUAACCGUACCUGCCGUAGUAGGCGGCGGCUCCGUCGUCAACGGCAUGGGCUACGUCCGAGGAUCGAAGAGCGAUUAUGAUUCUUGGAAAGCCCUGGGAAAUCCUGGAUGGGGAUGGGAUGAUCUUCUGCCGUACUUCAAGAAGAGCACGACCUUCCAGCCGCCCAGUGAAGAAACGACGGAAACCUUUGGGGUUGUGUGGGAUGAGGGGGCUUACGGCACCGGGCCGGUGCAUGUCCAUGUGUCGGAUUGGCAGUACACUGUGAUUGGGACGAUUUGGGAUGCGUUGAGGGGGAUGAUUGGGUUCCCGAAGCCGAAUACGGCUGAUGGGGGUCAAGGGAGGGGGGCUUUUUGGACUGGGCAGACGAUUGAUGCUCGCACCCAGACCAGAGAGACGGCGCGGUCGGCGUACUAUGAUCCGGUGCAGGGGACAAGGGGGAAUUUGAGAUUGGCUACAGGACAAAUUGCACAGGAAAUACUGUUCCAUAUGACCAGCGCGCUCCCAAAGGCUAAGGGAGUGAAGAUUGUUUCAAGGGAAGACGGAAUUGAGAGAGUUGUCUUCUCCAGCAAAGAGGUUAUCCUUGCCGCUGGCGCAAUCCAAACACCACAGCUCCUCCAAGCAAGCGGCAUCGGCCCAGCAGACGUCCUCACAGCCGCCGGUAUCCCAGUCCGAAAGAACUUGCCCAGCGUCGGCGCCAACCUGCAAGACCAUCCAACCACAUUACUCCUCUACCUCCUUGCGAACGAGACAUUUCCCAGCCCAAACACCAUCUUCACCAACGCAACCUAUAACGAGACUGUCUGGAACGAGUACCUUGUCAACAAGACUGGCCCCGUCUCAACAGCCAACACAAACACCGUAGCCUUUUUCUCCCUGGCAGAUCUGACUCAGUCAACCGUAAAAGCCGCACAAAUUGCUGCGGAAGUCCUGACCCAAAACCCUCUUUCCUACCUCCCCUUCAUCUACCACUCCUCGCCCGAACUCCUAGCCGGAUACCUUGCGCAGAGAACCCUCCUUGCAGCACAAUAUGCCUCACCCCACUCCCGCGUAUCUUCAUCUCCCCUUGUCGGAAGCGGCGCACACCCAGCUCCAUUUUUGAAACCCCUUUCCCGUGGCACAGUCACACUCGACCCAGAAGGAGGCCAUCUCCCAAUCGUGCAGUACAACACACUACAAAACCCAAUCGACGGCAAGAUCAUCACAUACAUCGUCCGCAACGCGCGGCGGUUUUGGGAGACUCCCGCGAUGCAGACUCUCCAACCAAGGGAGCUUGUGCCCGGGGUCGACAGUCAGUCUGACGAGGAUAUCAUGGCAUAUCUCCGAUCGAAUCCGGGGAUUUUUUGGCCUAGCCUGGCACAUCCCGUGGGAACGUGCGCGAUGAUGCCAGAGGUUCUAGGGGGAUGUGUGGGACCGGAUCUGAAGGUUUAUGGGGUCAAGGGGGUGAGGGUUGUAGACGCGAGCAUCAUGCCGAUUAUUGUGGCCGGAGGGCUGCAAGCGACGGUGUAUGCUGUUGCAGAGAAGGCAGCAGAUUUGAUCAGGGGAAUCAAGAGUGUGUAG
This is a messenger RNA of Thermochaetoides thermophila DSM 1495, 1887 nucleotides long. RefSeq lists its product as uncharacterized. The record is from RefSeq and is a predicted model, not a curated record. NCBI's taxonomy places the organism in Eukaryota, Fungi, Ascomycota, Sordariomycetes, Sordariales, Chaetomiaceae. The transcript has 2 exons. Bases 1 to 1887 code for a protein of 628 amino acids. Gene Ontology annotation, molecular function: oxidoreductase activity, acting on CH-OH group of donors; flavin adenine dinucleotide binding. Gene Ontology annotation, biological process: secondary metabolite biosynthetic process.